Messenger RNA from Phialemonium atrogriseum, 690 nucleotides. RefSeq lists its product as uncharacterized. Bases 69 to 554 code for a protein of 161 amino acids. The transcript has 2 exons. Lineage: Eukaryota; Fungi; Ascomycota; Sordariomycetes; Cephalothecales; Cephalothecaceae. The record is from RefSeq and is a predicted model, not a curated record.
UUCAGCUAUAUGGGAACCUACACCCUGAUGAUGCACCAGCACAUACACAUGCGAGGCAUCCUAAACAAAUGCUUCUUCUUGUUCGACAGCAUCUUCCCGUACAUCACGGAUCCGCUCAUGGGCCAUACGUGGAAUACCUAUUACUAUCACCAGAAACUGGGGCCCAACACGCCUUUGUCGACGACGAAGAACCCGAUUCCGAUUAUCGGUCCAGCAUUACCUUGAUAGACGUUGCGAGUAAUCGCCACUGCUUCAAUGAUGGCUGCCACACCUCGCACCACCUCAACCCGCUCCGGCACUGGCGUGAACACCCCGUGUCGUUCAUGAAGACGAAGGAGCUGUAUGCUUCACAGCACGCACUAGUGUUUCAUAACAUCGACUACAUUAUGAUCACUGUCCGGCUUCUGAUGAAGGACUACCAAACCUUGGCUAAAUGCAUGGUGCCCAUCGGUAGUCAGGUCUCAAUGACUCUGGAAGAGCGGGCUGCCCUUCUUCGGAGACAUACGCGAAGGUUCACGGAGGAGGAAAUCUGCAAGAAGUUCAUGGGGGCAUGAUGCUGAGGCUCAGGAGCCCGGGGUAGGGAAGGAAGGAAGGAAAGAGAAAGUCAAUAGUGGAAGCUAGCUUAUGCUUCUUAACCCUUUGAUAGACCAGAAAUGGCAUUCCUAACUGCUAAAUACAGUCGCAAGACUA